CAUCUCCAACGACCCAGCCUGGAUUCCAAGGAAUACCAGACCGAGCCAUCGUCGGUGAAGACAAACCUUCGGUUCUCCCGUUCGGUGGUUUCUUGCACUUAUAGUCUGGCCAUAGGCAAUCCAAUCCACCUCUACAUCCCCGUCACGCUUUCGCAAACGUAA
Molecule: messenger RNA, 162 nt
Organism: Mixia osmundae IAM 14324
Lineage: Eukaryota; Fungi; Basidiomycota; Mixiomycetes; Mixiales; Mixiaceae
Exons: 2
Source: RefSeq, a predicted model, not a curated record